AUGCUUCUUGCCGCAGUGUCGAUUCUUUGUCUCGUUAACGUCCUUGUAAGCCCUGUUCUGCCCACGGAUGCACCUCAAUCUGUGGUUAUGUCUGGCGCGGCCUCGGAAGCUAGUGUGGAAGGAACGACUGCCGAGGCAACCCUCGCCACUGCUGCUCCAGGGACAACGGUAGAGCCUGAAGUCAGCGAAGCCCUAUUCACCCAGAAGGACGUUGAAACGGCCAGCACUAUGGCAACGGAUCACCUCGUGCAAGACGAUGGUCCCGUAGUCACAGAGGCACCAGUUGAGGAGGUUCCGCUGGACCAUUUCUUUUCUGAGGCUCCCAUCUCCAAGGAUGGAGAGGUGGAUACUGCAGUAGACGGUAUUCCAUUGGACGAUGUAGACCUCUCUGUGGACGCAACAGCGGACAUUGAUACCGCAAGUUUCGACGACCAGGUAGCCGGAUUCACUUUUGGUCCGUCAUUGGAAAGCCAAGAAGUUGAUGUGUAA
Messenger RNA from Spirometra erinaceieuropaei, 489 nucleotides. The record is from the annotation of a GenBank genome assembly. NCBI's taxonomy places the organism in Eukaryota, Metazoa, Platyhelminthes, Cestoda, Diphyllobothriidea, Diphyllobothriidae.